Messenger RNA from Danio rerio (zebrafish), 985 nucleotides. RefSeq names its product phospholipid phosphatase related 1 (gene plppr1). NCBI's taxonomy places the organism in Eukaryota, Metazoa, Chordata, Actinopteri, Cypriniformes, Danionidae. Gene Ontology annotation, biological process: phospholipid metabolic process. The record is from RefSeq and is marked validated. Gene Ontology annotation, cellular component: plasma membrane; neuron projection.
UUGGUGAUCAUGGCCGGGACGGUGCUGCUGGCGUAUUACUUCGAAUGCACGGACACGUUUGGCAUCCACAUUCAGGGUUUCUUCUGUAAUGACGCUGACCUGCUGAAGCCAUACCCGGGGCCCGAGGAGAGCAGCUUCAUCCAGCCACUCAUCCUCUACUGUGUGGUGGCAGCUGCGCCCACUGCCAUAAUAUUUGUUGGCGAGAUCUCCAUGUACAUCAUGAAGUCCACCAGAGAAGCUCUCCUCGCCCAGGAGAAAACCAUUGUUACUGGAGAGUGUUGCUAUCUUAACCCUCUCAUCCGCAGAAUCAUCCGCUUCAUCGGUGUCUUCGCGUUCGGCCUGUUCGCCACCGACAUCUUUGUCAACGCUGGCCAAGUAGUGACUGGCAAUCUGGCGCCGUACUUUCUGAACGUCUGCAAGCCAAAUUACACUGGACUGGAUUGUCACUUCAGUCAUCAGUUCAUCGCCAAUGGGAACAUCUGCACGGGGAACCAGGUGGUCGUGGAAAGAGCCAGAAGGUCCUUCCCAUCCAAAGAUGCUUCCCUCAGUGUCUAUUCAGCCGUCUACGUCACGUAAGACAUCAUGGGAAUCUGUGUAGUGAACAACUUCAAAGGGACUCACUCGACACCUACUAAACAGAAGCAGGAGGAUUACCGCGGUCUUCCCUUGAUGACGUUCCCCCGUGUGGAAAGUCCACUGGAGACUCUCAGCGCACAGGGAAAAUCUUGUCAAGCGACUCUAUUGACAUCCAGCCAGCCAAAUACCUGGAGCGCCUGAGCAGCAGAAGUGGGCCAGAGGAAAUUUUCCCGGUGCUCUGGACACCAGCUAAACCCCCCUAGUGCAAUUUAGAGUUGGCAAUGCAAGUCCAUGUGUUUAGGGAGACCAGCAAAAUCAGAACCAUUCGGCGUCCAUGACUGAAGUCACAUGACUAAGGGGGCAACACCGGGUCACUUUCGCGUCACCUCAACACUUCUAGGCACAAAAA